Messenger RNA from Triplophysa dalaica, 1413 nucleotides. RefSeq names its product DNA-damage regulated autophagy modulator 2b (gene dram2b). The transcript has 8 exons. Lineage: Eukaryota; Metazoa; Chordata; Actinopteri; Cypriniformes; Nemacheilidae. Gene Ontology annotation, biological process: regulation of autophagy; photoreceptor cell maintenance. Bases 327 to 1130 code for a protein of 267 amino acids. Gene Ontology annotation, cellular component: lysosome. The record is from RefSeq and is a predicted model, not a curated record.
GACGCCCUCGAGUCCUAAAAGAGGAACAUAAACAGCAGAAAAAGAAACUUAAAAAGAUUUGAAUCAUUUAACGAAUAAGAUAAGAACUUAUAGUAUAGUAUAUAUGUAGCAGACAUAAGAGGAUAUUUACAGUCAUUCAGAGAGGAUAAUAACAUGAGUCAGUGCGCGUGCACAGAUGUGAUGGAUCAACAGUUUGACUGACUGACGGGAUCGCCAUGUGCUCACGAAAAGAGAAGUGAAACCAGUUCCCCCCCAGCAACCCAACAGUCACAUCACAGAGACCGGUGUGUGACACGAUCAGACCGGAUCAGACCCGUGCAUCAGACAUGUGGUGGUUUCAGGAGGGUUUGUGUGCUCUGCCCGCGGCGCUGGUGGUGUGGACCGCUGCCACCUUCGUCUUCGCAUACAUCACGGCGGUCAUACUGAAACACGUGGACCCUCUAGUGCCCUACAUCAGUGACACCGGGACGGUAGCACCGGAGAGAUGUGUGUUUGGAAUCAUGCUGAACGUGUCGGCCUUCUUAGGUGUGGCUACGAUGUACGUGCGCUAUAAGCAGGUGCAGGCGCUGAUAGACGCUGGCGGCACUCGUCUGCAUCUUCUCAACCGCGUGGGCUUGGUGCUGGGCUGCGGCAGCUCUCUCGGCAUGUGUGUGGUGGCUAACUUCCAGAAAACCACUCUGUUCUCCAUGCAUCUGGUCGGCGCUGUGUUGACGUUCGGCGUCGGCGCUCUGUACAUCUUCGCCCAGACCCUGCUGUCCUAUCACAUGCAGCCUCACAUCCACAGCAAAAGCAUGUUCUGGACCCGUCUGAGCGUGGGGAUGUGGACUUUAGCCAGCAUCAUCAGCAUGUUCGUAUCGUCCGUCAUCAUGUACAGCACCUUACCUGGAGUAGAAGUCAACAAGAAGUUACACUGGACCCCUGGAGAACCCGGUUACACGCCUCACAUCAUCAGCACCAUCUCUGAAUGGUCUCUGGCUCUGUCCUUCAUCAGCUUCUUCUUCACGUACAUCAGAGACUUCAAGAAGAUCAAUCUGAGAGCGGAGGCGGAGCUUCACGGCGAUCACCUGUAUCACUCUCCUCAUUACCGGGACGUCCCCGAGACGUCACCGCUGCUGGCCGGGAGCAUCUGAGAGUCCAGCAGGGGGCAGCAACACUCAGGGAUGACAAGUCUCAAGUUUAUUAUAGCAGAAUCCAGUUUUCUUCUGCAUGUGGAGUGUUUGCUUGUUUUAUAUCUUGAUAUUAAUGUUUGUUUCUUACGGUUUUUAAUGACAUGUGUUCUCAUUACUGUAACGACUAUUAUUCAUGUGUUUAUACAUCAUGAUACUAAUUCAAGUGUGUAUGUACUAAAGUGAAAAUAACCUCACGCUCAUUUAAACGCACUUCUUUUUCAUAAUAAAAGAUCAAUUCUUUAAA